This is a messenger RNA of Phytophthora nicotianae INRA-310, 183 nucleotides long. RefSeq lists its product as hypothetical. Lineage: Eukaryota; Oomycota; Peronosporomycetes; Peronosporales; Peronosporaceae. The coding region runs from base 1 to 183 and encodes 60 amino acids. The record is from RefSeq and is a predicted model, not a curated record. The transcript has a single exon.
AUGCAUCGUGUUGGAAUUGAGAUUCGUAUCGACGUCGUACGCAACGAUGACCACAUUGGAGGUGACGAUAACGGGAGUCGGCACUACAGCUAUAAGCGCGAUGACAACACGGAGCAUAGUGAAACUGGGAGAAGCGGGUCUUUGCAUGUUCCAGAGACUGAAGCCCGCUUGGAUGAGCGUUGA